AUGCCUUCGACCACGACAUCAAUGGGACGUCCCCUCUCAGACGAAUCUUCCAGCUCCAAGUCCUCCAAGCGCAAGGGCACCCGCAGUGUCUCGACCCUUACGCCGUCGCAGCUGGCCCGCAAGCGCGCCAACGACCGCGAGGCGCAGCGCGCCAUCCGCGCCCGCACCAAGGAGCACAUUGAGCGCCUGGAGCGCGAGCUCGAGGAGCUACGCAGCCACCAGAACCGCGACCGCACCCUGCAAGACCUGCUGCGCCGCAACAAGGCCCUCGAGGACGAGCUCAGCCGCCUGCGCGAGUCGAUGGGCAUGUCCAUGGCCGGGUCGCCCUACUCAGCCACUGCCGGCUACGACGAGCAGCAGCAGCACACUCCGCACGCCGCCACCGCCCCCUCGCCCCGAAUGUCUCCCCUUGCCGGCUCGGCCGACUACAACCCCCUGCCCGACUACGGCCAGCACUACGUCGCCAUGUCCGGCAGCAGUGUCGACUCGUGGGCAGCCGGUGUGCCCUCGCACAUGAGCUCCAACGUCUCCAGCCCCUCGUCCUCGGCCGAUGACUACGUCUCCGGCUACAUCCCGACCAGCGUGCCCACCUCCAUGAUGCCCACCUCCAAUAGCCUCGAGUCCCUCGAUGAGUUUCGCAUGAACAACAUGCAGAUGCAGGGCGUCCCUACUUCCGUCUACAUGCAGCAGCAGCAGCAUCAGCAACAGUCCCAGCAACACCAGCAACAGUCCCAGCAGCCUCCUCAGCAUGGCUCAUCCCAAGGCGACUGGCCCAUGUACAACGUCUACUACAACUCGCAACUGUCCAAGAGUGGCGAGGCCUGCCUCUCCCGAUAG
Molecule: messenger RNA, 837 nt
Organism: Beauveria bassiana ARSEF 2860
Lineage: Eukaryota; Fungi; Ascomycota; Sordariomycetes; Hypocreales; Cordycipitaceae
Product: bZIP transcription factor
Exons: 2
Coding region: 1-837 (278 amino acids)
Biological process (GO): regulation of DNA-templated transcription
Molecular function (GO): DNA-binding transcription factor activity
Source: RefSeq, a predicted model, not a curated record